Messenger RNA from Schistocerca nitens (vagrant locust), 2710 nucleotides. RefSeq names its product protein Hook homolog 3-like. The record is from RefSeq and is a predicted model, not a curated record. The transcript has 15 exons. Gene Ontology annotation, cellular component: centrosome; cytoplasm. Gene Ontology annotation, biological process: cytoskeleton-dependent intracellular transport; cytoplasmic microtubule organization. Gene Ontology annotation, molecular function: microtubule binding; dynein light intermediate chain binding. Lineage: Eukaryota; Metazoa; Arthropoda; Insecta; Orthoptera; Acrididae. Bases 390 to 2480 code for a protein of 696 amino acids.
AACAUGAUACACAGGCUUCUCUCCAGUAUUUAACGUAGUUUGUACAUGUGUCCAUACCAUGAGGUAGUUUCGUAAAUUACUGCAGAAACUGUCCGUAAUCUGACAAAUGUCAGAGAGGUUAACGUGUGAUAAUGCGAUAGUGAGUGCCGAAUGUAUAAUGACAUUGCAGUUAAAACAUGAACAGAUUAUUAAAUGAAAACGGAAUAACAUGUUAAUACUGAAGUUGCGUGUUUUCAAUAAGUCCGGGAGACCUAUAAAUUAUGCACACUACCUCGUGUAUGACACAGAGCUGUUUAAAACAAUGAUCACUGAUCUUAAUCACAAAAAUGUACUGUAGAUAAAAAGUUAGUCACCUUAUGUAGCUGUAAACAACUCAAGAAACAGCAGACAUGGAUAAAAUUCAAUUAUGUGAAAGCUUGAUGAAGUGGCUACAAACCUUCGAUGUUGACGCACCACAUUCAACAGUGGAAGAAGUCAGUGAUGGUGUUGCAAUGGCUCAAGCAUUGGCACAGAUUGCACCUGAAUGGUUUACUGAGUCAUGGCUGUCAAAGAUCAAAACAGAUGCCGGUAGUAAUUGGCGACUUAAGGUCAGCAACUUGAAGAAAGUAAUUGAAGGCAUAGUGGAUUACUAUCAUGAUGUUCUUAAUCAACACCUUAGUGAUUUCAACAAGCCUGAUGUUGUCAGAAUUGGAGAAAAAUGCGAUGCUGCAGAGCUGGGGCGCUUGUUGCAGCUUAUUUUGGGAUGUGCAGUUAACUGCAACCAGAAGCAAGAAUAUAUAACCAAGAUAAUGAUGUUGGAGGAAUCAGUGCAACAGGUAAUAAUGCAGUCCAUUCAAGAGCUUGAGUCUGCUAGCCAGGCAAGUUUUGGUCCUGUUGCCGGAGUUGAACUAGAGGCAGAAGCUCAAAGGCUAGCUUUAGCUCUAGAGGUGGCUGCAGAGGCUCGUGACCAAAUGGCUCAAAGGUGCCAUGAACUUGACAUGCAGGUUACAUUACUGCAAGAGGAAAAAGCAAGUGUAUUAAAUGAAAACAAAAGGUUACAUGAGAGGUUGCGAGAGUUUGAGAUGUUGGAAGGCCCCAUGGCCGCUUCAGGUCACAAGUGCAAAGAAUUACGUAAACAGGUUGAUGCCCUGAAGGAAGAAAUCUUUAAGUUGGAAACAUCACGAGAUGAUUUUAGAGCAAAAGUAGAAUUGCAAGAAAAAGAGCAUCUUGAGAUGCAAGCAAAGAUUGAAGACUUGCAGAAAAUGGCUGAUGAAGCACAACACCUGAAAGAUGAAGUUGACAUCUUGCGAGAAACAGCAGAUAUGGUUGGAAAAUAUGAAGCUACAAUAGAGUCAUAUAAGAAACGAUUGGAGGAAGUUGGUGAUCUUAGGAGACAAAUCAAAAUCCUUGAAGAAAAGAAUACUGACUACAUGCAGCAGAAUAUGGAGCUAGAGGAGGAGUUGAGGAAAAGUGGAACACUGAAGCAGCAGUUAGAAAUGUAUAAGAAACAAGUAGCAGAAUUAGAUGAAAAAUUAAUUGAGGAAACAAAAAGAGCCGAUAGAGUUGAAUUUGAAAGUAAAAAACUUCAAGAAAGACUGCAUGCCCUCCAGAGGGAAAAUCAGAGGCUAAUCAUUGAGCGUGAUUCCCUGAAAGAGACAAAUGAGGAACUGAAGUAUUCACAACUGCAGCAGCGUGGAAACUGUACACCAGAUACUCUUCUAGUUGAAACUGUGCCUGAAAACAUGAUAGCUCCUGAAAUUAAGGAAAAACUUCUGAGGCUGCAGCAUGAAAACAAGAUGCUGAAACUGAAUCAGAGAGGUGAUGAUGAUGAAAAAUUAUCCGUUGUGCAAGCAAUGCUUGAGGAUACGACAAAAAGAGUUUCACAGCUCCGAGCAGAUAAUAGACUUGCAAACCAGCGUAUUAUGGAGCUAGAAAGUCAGCUUGAGGAGGCACAUGAGCGUGAUGACAGUGGUGGAACUGGUCUACGGCACUGUGUCACCACACUCCAGGAACAACUGAGAGUCAUUCAGUCUGAGAAGGAACGAUUGGCAUCACAGCUUGAAGACCUUGAAUCUUCAAUUAAUGAGUACAAACGAAGGGAUGCAACAUUACAGGAUACAUUGCGCCGCAAAGAUCAGGAACUUCAGCAGCAGAAUGAAAGGUAUCGAAAAUAUGUAGAAAAAGCAAAAGAUGUCAUUAAGAUAAUGGAUCCAAAGCAGAGUGUAGAUGCCACAGCCGAAGUUGCAGUUCUCCGUAGUCAGCUCCAAGACAAGGAAAAGAUCAUCGAGGACCUGGAGGAAGAGAAAGAACAAAAUAAAGUUUGCCAUGAAUUGGAGGAGAGACUUAUGACAUCAGCAUUUUAUAAACUUAGUUUGACUCUCCAAAGUGCAGCUGUAGACCACAGAAUUGCAGCCCUCAGUUCUGGACAGGGGCAAUCAUUCCUUGCUAGACAACGGCAAGCUAGCGGUCGGGGUGUUGUGCACAGCCUGGAGUCUCGCUGACUUUGAGCCAUGCCAUGGCAAAAAUAGGGUUGUGGCGGCCCUGAAUGUAAAAUAGUCGGAGUAACUUAUGGACAAGCUGUAGAAAUUAUGAAGUUGUUAACCUGCUUCUGAAGCAACUUGUUUUCUUUUAAAAUAUCGUCCUUCAUUCUUGACUAUUUAUUUAAUAAGAAUCUAAAGCAGACUAGAUUUGCAACAGAGAUACAUGUCCAAAAUUCAACUUUUCUAUCUUU